UAGGACGCUCUUUUCUCCUCCUUCACAAAGCAAAGCACACCCACACAGUAAGAAAGAAGGCUAUGGCGCCCAAAGCCCCCUCUCACUCUCGUCAGCCCACCAAAGAGAAAGAAGAGAAGGAAGAACCCUCUUCGGAGGAGGAGGAAUCAGACCCUUCUGAAGAAGAAAAGGGAAACUUUUCGGAUGAAGAAGAGGAAGAAGGGUCAUCUGACGAUGAAGGAGAAGAUCAGGAAAAGGUGAAAAGUAAUACAACUACAAUCUCAGUUGCCAAAUUUGGUUCGAAAUCAAUUGUUCAAGAAAAUGGGUCGGAUUCUGACCCUGAUUCGGAAGGAUCCCCUUCUGAUUACAAGCUGCAGCCCAUCGCUAAGUCAUCUGUGGUCUCAGCAAAGCGCGCCCAUGAAGAAGGUGAUAGCGAUCAACAGUCUUUGAGAAGCGGCAAAAAGUCAAGAACUGGAGAGAAACAAUCCUCUGCCACCCCUGGUGGAGGGGUUGGGUGUAUCACCAGGCUCUGGAGUAAUGAGGAUGAGAUUGCUUUGCUGAAUGGAAUGAUUGAUUUCACGAAUGUAAAAGGGCUGGACCCGAAUGCGGAUAUGGGGGCUUUUUACGAUUUCGUUAAGGGAAAAUUGCAGGUGGAUUUCGCAAGGGAUCAGCUGAGAACUAAGAUUAGUAGGAUGAAGAAGAGGUUCUUGAAUGCUUUGAAGAAAGGUGGGAAUGGGUUGGACCCUGUGUUUUCCAAGCCACAUGAGGAUAUGACAUUUGAACUCUCCAAGAAAAUCUGGGAUUUUGCUGUUGGAAAUAGUGAAGGAGGUAAGAAAGGUGAUAAUGCAAAGAAAGGUAUUCUGAAGGCAGAAAAGAUUGGGGUGGACGAGAAAGAGAUUGCAAAUAAGGAAAAGGAAGGUGGAGAGCAGGAUUUUUGGUCCAAGUACCGAUAUGUAAAUGAGUCAUUUCAUAAUAUUGAGGGGAACUUUCCCUCUUUGGCGAUGUCCGAGGCUGGGAUGAGUUUUGUGAGGGAAAGGUUGAGUUUGAUUGGGAGCGUGAAGGCCAAGGAAUUGGAUGACAAAUGGAAGCAAUUGAUUGCGGCCGAGGCUGAGCUAAAUUACAAGAUGUUAGCUUUGAUGACAGAACAAGUAAAGAUGGCUUUCGGUCAGUAAAUAGGGGUAUAAUUUUGUAGUCACAAGUUCAUAUUUUUCUUGAUCCAUAUGAGUUAAGUUGUGGGCUGCAUCUUUCUUUUCGUUAGGGUAAUGGAGCUUUUAAGAUUCUGUCCAACUGGAUGCUAUGUUCGUAGUCUAGCAAUCUUUGUUUUGGUGAUGAGUUCAGUUUUUUAAAUAUAAAAAUUGUUGAGACGUGUUA
This is a messenger RNA of Sesamum indicum (sesame), 1350 nucleotides long. Its product is annotated as STOREKEEPER protein. Gene Ontology annotation, cellular component: nucleus. Gene Ontology annotation, biological process: regulation of DNA-templated transcription. Lineage: Eukaryota; Viridiplantae; Streptophyta; Magnoliopsida; Lamiales; Pedaliaceae. The record is from RefSeq and is a predicted model, not a curated record.